UUUAUGGUAAAGCAAGAUGACAAUGUUCUUUGGAUGGAGAUUGAUUACUCUUGGCUUUCUUCUCUAUGGUGUGCCCAACUCUUCAACUGAUACCCUUGGGCAGUUGCCUAAUUCGUUGAUUCAACCUGGAUCUCCUUUCCCUGUAAAGACAAAUGACCCUGAAGUUCAAAGAGUUGCUAGGCUUGGGGUUUAUAGAUACAAUAACAGUUCAAACGAUAUCUUUUUGUUUAAAGAAUCUCACAUAAAUAAAGCCACAAGGCAAAUUGUGAAAGGAGUGAAAUACAGACUGGAUGUUGAUAUCCGCCGGACUGUAUGCAGCAAAAGAAUACCGCAUCCCAACUUGGACAGAUGUGAUUUCCAGAAGAACAGGAGACUGAGAAAAAUGUUCACAUGCAAUUUUGAGAUCUGGCUUAUACCUUGGCAGCAGAAAGUCCGCAUCCCAGUCAUGUUCUGCCACUAAUUGGUCUCUAAUAAACUUUAUAGAUAUCGCA
Molecule: messenger RNA, 491 nt
Organism: Protobothrops mucrosquamatus (brown spotted pit viper)
Lineage: Eukaryota; Metazoa; Chordata; Lepidosauria; Squamata; Viperidae
Product: cystatin-F
Exons: 4
Coding region: 17-460 (147 amino acids)
Biological process (GO): immune response; positive regulation of myelination; negative regulation of microglial cell activation
Cellular component (GO): late endosome; lysosome; endoplasmic reticulum
Molecular function (GO): cysteine-type endopeptidase inhibitor activity
Source: RefSeq, a predicted model, not a curated record